Paramecium pentaurelia is the source of this 1918-nucleotide messenger RNA. NCBI's taxonomy places the organism in Eukaryota, Ciliophora, Oligohymenophorea, Peniculida, Parameciidae. The record is from the annotation of a GenBank genome assembly.
AUGAAAUAAAAAAGCAAUAAUAUAUAAAUACAGAGUUAAGAUAGAUAUUUUGCAUAUCACAAAAAUUAAUAGUAUUAAAUAAUACUUUGCUUUAAAGAAAAAAGUUCAAUUAUUAAGGAUAAUUAUUUCUUUUUAUAGAAUUAUUUUUAAUAAGAAAAAGAAAUCACAUUUACUGAGGAAAAUGGUUCUUAUAUUUAUAGAGGAAAUUUGGAGGUGCCUGAAUCAAAUAGAUGGGAGGAUUUAAAAUUAAAAAUAAAAAUAACAUCUUAAAAUAAUAAAGUGAUAGUUAUUAAUCUAUAUUAAUGGGAUUUCAAUUUUUAUUUUAACCAAUCAUCAAUAGAAAAAUUAAUAAAUUAAUCAGAUAAUUUAGUUGCUAAUGAAAAUUUAAAAACUUUAUUAGGAGUUGAUUCAACUUUUUAAGGAACAAAUUCAGAAUUGAAUAUGUAAGAUAUAUUAUCAGCAAUUUCUCAUUAAAAAACAUAAAUAGAUAAUUUAAGUGAUCAAGUUGAAGAAUAAUUCAAAAUAAAUUAAAAAUAAUUAACAGGCCUAGCAACUUAUAUUGAAUAAUAGAAUUAAAAAGUAAUGGAUAUUCUAUAAGUUUAAUCUUAAGCUGGAAACUUAUUGAAUUUACCUUCCUUAAUAAAUAGUGACCUCUGUGUUUAAGAAAAGAAAAUUGCUGAAUAUAUAUAACAAUUAUUAGAUGUUGAUAAAAGUAUAUAAAAUGUUUUUACACAAUUUAAUCCAAAAAUUAAGUUAACACUAAUAAUGCAUGAACAUAUUUUAAAUAUACUUUCUUAAAAUCGUGAAUUUAUUUAGAGAAUAAAUCCAUUAAUUUUACAAAAACUUUAUUUAAUUAGUAGAAUAAUCUCAAAUUUUUAAAUAAUGGCAAAAUCAAUAAAAGGUUAAUCAGGAAAUAAUUUAUCAAAUGAAAAUUAAUAAAAACUUAAAAGUAUAUGUAAAUAAAUGCUAAAAUAUAAAAAUUUAUAAAAAUAAUUUCAGAAUUAUUUUGAGCAAAUAAAUUUUCAAUUUAAAAAUGAUGAAUUAGAAAACCAAAUAAAAAAUUUAAAAUAUAAUGAAAUUUAGUAUUAAACAAACAAAAAAAAAUUGUAGUAAUAAAUUAGUUUGCUUAAAAAAUAAGUAGAGCAAGAGUAAUAGAAAGCAGAAUAAUUUGAAAAAUAAUUGAAAAAAUAUUAAAGUCAAAAUAAUAACAAUGAAGAGUUGAAGAAAAAAAACCAAUAAGAAAAAUAAAAUAGUAUAUUGAGAGAGAAACUAAAUUAGGCACAAAAAGAGAUUUCUUCAUUAUAAAUAGAAAUAUUGUAAAAUUAUUAAAUUUAAAUCCAUCAAGGAGAUUAAUAAGAGAAUUUUUUAAAUAAACACGUAAUUUAGAAAGUUUAUUUAUUAGACAAUUUUAGAUUAAGAUGAAAAUUGUAGUAUAUUAAAAUUUAAACUAGAUGCUUUCAAGGGUGGGUUAUUAAUUUUAGCGCUGUACAUUAAUAAGUAAUAUAGUAUUCAUAAAUUUAGAUUAUUUAAAGGAAAUUCAUAUUUUGGUUUAGUUGAUAAAAGAAACAGCUAAGGCUAUUUCAAUUUUAUGGGAAAAGAAAUAGAUUAAUAAUUUAGCAAUGAUCUUCCAGUUUUUUUUUUGGAUUAGAAAGCUUUCAAAAUUACUUCCAACAUCAUUCCUACUAAAACAAUAUUUAAAAAUUUUUAAGAAGAAUAUUGUGUUUUAAUUUUUGACACCUCAUUAAAUUCUUUAAGUAUUUACAAAAAGGAUGGAGAAGUCUUAAGUUAUAAAGUUAUCUUGCCAUAUAAGGAAAUAGAAUACAUUCCUUGUAUAAUUAUGAACCAAAACGACAAAGAUGAUAAUAGAAAAGAUUAAUUAGCAUCACUCAAAUUUAAUUUUAUUAAUGUAAAGGUUUGA